AUGGAGGAACUCCAGAUCAUUCUGGGAAAUAAGGAACUUGAAAGGGUUAAAAAGUUUGAAUACCUGGGAAGCUGGAUAACAAGUGAUAAUAGAUGUAAAAUGGAAAUUAAAAGCAGAAUUAAUAAAGCAAAAGCUGCCUUUUAUCAGAUCUAUCAUAUAUUAACAAACAGAGGCCUUAACAUAAAACUGAAAAUAAAAAUCCUAAGGACAAUGAUCUGGAGUGUACUAACAUACGGAUGUGAGGCAUGGACUCUUACGCAUGAAAUGAUGGAAAGAAUUAACUCAUUUGAAAUGUGGUGCUUGAGAAAGAUGCAAAGAAUAAGUUGGACGGAGAAAAUAACAAAUGAGGAAGUUUUGGACAGGCUGGGCUUGAGGAGAAGGUUGCUUAUAAAUAUCCAACAAAGAAAGGUACGAUAUGCUGGACAUUUGGCUAGAGGAUCAGGAGGACAACUACUAAAAACGGUCAUUGAGGGACUGGUGGAGGGGACAAGAUCUAGAGGAAGACCCCGAAAGACUUGGAGAGAUAACAUCAAAGACUGGACUGGAAAGGAUUUAAGAGAAGCCUGGAAUAGAAAAACAUGGAGAGGAAUAGUUCAUCAAAUGCAACCCUCUGUAGAGAGGAUGCCACUGGAUAGAUAG
Molecule: messenger RNA, 639 nt
Organism: Centruroides sculpturatus (bark scorpion)
Lineage: Eukaryota; Metazoa; Arthropoda; Arachnida; Scorpiones; Buthidae
Exons: 1
Coding region: 1-639 (212 amino acids)
Source: RefSeq, a predicted model, not a curated record